This is a messenger RNA of Andrographis paniculata, 1481 nucleotides long. RefSeq lists its product as uncharacterized. Bases 59 to 1099 code for a protein of 346 amino acids. The transcript is spliced from 7 exons. The record is from RefSeq and is a predicted model, not a curated record. Gene Ontology annotation, biological process: alternative mRNA splicing, via spliceosome. Gene Ontology annotation, cellular component: nucleus; cytoplasm. NCBI's taxonomy places the organism in Eukaryota, Viridiplantae, Streptophyta, Magnoliopsida, Lamiales, Acanthaceae.
UAUUUUUGCCUUUCCCUACGGCGAUUUCGUCACCGCCGAAUCUGCGCUGCCGCAGAUCAUGGAGGACGAGAAGCUCGCCGCCUACUACGACGACCUGACACGGAGAGGCGGCGGCGCCGCCCGAUUUAAGCAAGGACUUGGUUUCUCGUCAGCUACACCAUCUUCCGACGAUGUCGUUCCCGCCAGAGGCUCCGCGCUCCCAACAACCUCGUCUUUUCUUAGUAGCUUCGUCAAAGCAUCGAGUCCUUCCAAAACCGCCGAAUUCGAAAAGGAAUCGCAGCUCCAAUCGAUCCAGAAGAAGCUCGGUAAGAAGCCCGUAGAAAAGGAGCGAAGCCGUAGCCCUAGCCGCAAACGGAGCCGAAGCCGGAGCCGGAGCCGUAGUCCUAGCCGAGAUAAGCAUAAGGAGAAGCGGUCGAGGCGUCGAAGUAGGAGCCGCGAUAGGCAUUCGAGACGUAGCCGGAGCCGCGAUAGGAGGUCGAGGAAGAGGAGCCGGAGCCGGAGCCGGGAAUAUGACUCCAGGCGGAAAAAUCGGUCCAGGAGUAGAAGCAGGAGCGGAGAACGGAACAAAGAGAGGAGUGGAAGGAGACCGUCGCCGGCGGGAAGGAGGCCGGAGAAGAGUAAAAAGGGCGGCGGUGCUGCAAUUGAUUACCCCAAAUUAAUCGAAGGUUAUGACAAUAUGACACCGGCCGAAAGAGUCAAAGCCAAGAUGAAGCUUCAGCUGUCGAAAACUGCCGAAAAUGAUGAAGCAAUUGGCCAGGGCACAGGGUGGGAGCGAUUUGAAUUCAACAAGGAUGCCCCUCUUGACGACGAGGAAGUUGAAGCUGUGGAUGAUGACUCAGAAGUUGUCAAGCGCAUUGGUCAAAGCUUUCGUUUCUCGGCUGUUGAGGCAAAACGAGAAGAAACAGUUAAGGUUGCUCAUGACGAAGCAAUGUUUGGAGGCUCUUCAUAUCCGCUACCUCCAGAAACAGUCGAGGAAGCAGAAGAAGAGAGCCCCGGCAAACAAAGCAUUGAAACUGCCCCUCCUGCUGCUAGUCUCCUAAGUGACCAGAUUCUGAUGAAGCAGCAAGGCUCAUGGCGCGAUCGUCUCCGUAAACCAUGAAGUUCAAUGACUACUUACAACCCCAUCGCAGCCACUUGUCGCAGAGCAAUAGGUUAUUAUCAAAUCUCGAAGAUUUCGUCUGCUCAUACUCUAUGCUGUGAUUAUGGAGCAACAAGACGGGGAUUUCUUGAUUUCUUUGAUGUUUGGAAUGUUAUUGGUGAUGGAUAUGAAAGUUCACCUCUCAAGAUCCGAAAGUACGAUGUGUAAUUCGAGCAACGAGCUAACGGAAGAAGAAGAAACAAUUGAUGACUUUGUGAAGCCAAAUCAAGGGAUCGUGAAUAUCUAAGGUACUUUAGGGUGUAUUUCUUGUUUGAAUCUGGAUUUAAUGCUAUAUUAAUAGGUGUUUGAUGUGAUAUUUUAAAUGAAAAUCAAAUAUUUUUUA